Messenger RNA from Poeciliopsis prolifica (blackstripe livebearer), 9491 nucleotides. It is a transcript of the gene grip1, whose product is annotated as glutamate receptor interacting protein 1. Gene Ontology annotation, biological process: neurotransmitter receptor transport, endosome to postsynaptic membrane. Bases 543 to 4046 code for a protein of 1167 amino acids. The transcript has 26 exons. The record is from RefSeq and is a predicted model, not a curated record. Gene Ontology annotation, molecular function: nuclear glucocorticoid receptor binding. NCBI's taxonomy places the organism in Eukaryota, Metazoa, Chordata, Actinopteri, Cyprinodontiformes, Poeciliidae.
GGAAGACAGAAAACCGAUGGAGAAAAAAACCAAAACGCCGCCUCUUCCUCUCAGCGCGCAAUUACAGACCAUGCCGAGGAAUCCAGAGCGCUCCCCUCCCCCCCGGAGUGUGAAGAGGAGGAGGAAGGUGGCAAUCAUGGAAGAGAAGGAGGAAAGGAUGACAAAGAAAGGGAGGAAGGAGCUAAUGAAGGAGAGGAAGCACACAAUGGAGAGCUGAGAUGAAGGAGUGUUUUGUGUGUGUGAAGCGAGGUUUUUGAUUGGCCCAGGCCGCCGAAAGAAGACUGGAACAGAGGAGGAGAGGAAGGCUGCAGAGAAUACAAAGAGCAAGUGUGUCAGAGAGAGUGUGUGUGAGGCGUCCAGAGGUGUGUGUGUGAGUGUGUGUGUGAGUGCAGCAGCAAGCAAAAAGCCAAGAGGAGGAGGAGGAAACCUGAUCCCACUCCCUCUCCCCGUCUGCCUGUGUGGAGCUCUCUCAUCGUCCUCAGCAUCGCUGCUAGCUUAGCCCGGCCCGGUUUGGACCCGGUUCGGACCCCCGGCGCGCCGGGAUGGAGCGGUUCCUGGCCCUGCUGCGCCUCCUGAGCCGGAGGCGGCGAGGGAGGCGGUACCGGGCGGACGACGACUACCAGGAAGGCUACGAAGACGUUUACUACUACACCAGCAAGUACAACACACACCUUCUGAAUGAAGGGCCGUACACGAAGCACUCGGCCGGGUCGCGACCUCCAGACGGAGCGCUGGCCAUCAGGAGGCAGAGUAUUCCAGGGCCCUGUUUUCCAGAUGAGUUUCGGGGCUGCACGGUGGUGGAGCUGAUGAAGAAGGAGGGAACGACGCUCGGACUCACCGUUUCAGGAGGAAUCGACAAAGACGGAAAGCCUCGGGUUUCGAACCUGCGACAAGGAGGGAUCGCUGCCAGGAGUGACCAGCUGAAUGUGGGCGACUACAUCCGCUCGGUCAACGGCAUCAACCUGGCCAAGUUCAGACACGACGAGAUCAUCAGCCUGCUGAAGAACGUCGGGGAGCGCGUGGUGCUGGAGGUCGAGUACGAGCUGCCGCCCGUCUCUGUGCAGGGGUCAGGGGUCAUUUUUAAAAAUGUGGAAGUGACGCUUCACAAAGAUGGGAACAGCUUCGGCUUCGUCAUCAGAGGAGGAACGCAUGAGGACAGGAAUAAGACCCGCCCCAUCGUCAUAACAACCGUCCGGCCGGGCGGACCCGCCGAAAGAGAAGGAACGAUCAAGCCGGGCGAUCGGUUGCUGAGCAUCGAUGGGAUUCGCCUGCAUGGCAGCACGCUGUCGGAGGCCAUGAGCAUCCUGAAGCAGUGCGGCCAGGAGGCCACGCUGCUCAUCGAGUACGACGUGUCGGUGAUGGACUCGGUCGCCACGGCGUCGGGGCCCCUGCUGGUUGAGGUCGCCAAGGCGGCGGGAUCCAGCCUGGGCGUGGCGCUGUCCACCUCCAUGUUCUGCAGCAAGCAGGUCAUCAUCAUCGACAAAGUCAAACCAGCCAGCAUAGCAGACAGGUGUGGCGCUCUUCAUGCCGGGGAUCACAUUCUGUCUGUUGACGGGAAGUCGAUGGAGUUCUGUUCUCUGGCUGAAGCCACUCAGCUUCUCUCUGCUUCCUGUCAAACUGUCCGCAUGGAGAUUCUGCCACAGCACCAGGCCCGACCGGCCCUGAACGCACCGCAGCACGUCAAGGUGCAGCGUAGUCCCCGCCCCCUUCCCUGGGAAACUGGAGGCUCCGCCCCCAUCCUCCCUCCCUACCACUACAACACCUACCACCCCGACCAAUCAGGCGCCAGAUCCCACAACCGCCAUACAAACAACCCUCCUCUCAGCCACUCGUUCUCUCCCGGCUCCAUGUCGGCCUACAGCCUGUCGUCCCUCAACAUGAGCACUCUGCCCAGGAACAUGUAUCCCACCAGUCCGCGCAGCACCAUGAUGAGGAGGAAGGCCAAGAAGAAGGACUUCAAAAGCUCCUUGUCUCUGGCCUCCAGCACGGUCGGCCUCGCCGGUCAGGUCGUCCACACGGAAACCACAGAGGUCACGUUGUUGGGCGACGGCAUCAUGGGGUUUGGCCUGCAGCUCCAAGGCGGAGUCUUUGCGACGGAGACGCUGUCGUCGCCGCCGCUCAUCGCCUACAUUGACCCGGACAGCCCUGCAGAGAGGUGUGGCAUCCUGCAGAUCGGUGACAGGAUCCUGUCGAUUAACGGCGUCCCGACCGAAGACUCGACCUUGGAGGAAACCAACCAGCUGCUCAGAGACUCGUCCAUCACGGCGCAGCUCACGCUGGAGAUCGAGUUUGACGUGGCAGAGUCCGUCAUUCCCAGUUCCGGGACGUUCCAUGUGAAACUCCCAAAAAAACCAGGAGUGGAGCUGGGAAUCACCAUCAGCUCUCCGUCCAACAGGAAACCAGGCGACCCUCUGAUCAUCUCCGACAUUAAGAAAGGCAGCGUCGCUCACAGAACGGGAACCUUGGAGCUGGGAGACAAGCUGCUGGCCAUCGAUAACAUCCGGGUGGAGAACUGCUCCAUGGAGGAGGCCGUGCAGAUCCUCCAGCAGUGUGAGGAACUCGUCAAACUCAAGAUCCGCAAAGACGAAGACAACUCUGAUGAGCAGGAAGUGUCCGGCAGCAUCAUCUACACAGUGGAACUGCAGCGGUACGGUGGCCCGUUAGGAAUCACCAUCUCCGGCACCGAGGAGCCCUUUGACCCCAUCAUCAUCUCCUCGCUGAGCAAAGGAGGGCUUGCUGAGAGGACGGGGGCGAUCCACGUGGGCGACCGCAUCCUGGCGAUCAACAGCAGCAGCCUGAAGGGGAAGCCUCUGAGCGAAGCCAUCAGUCUGCUGCAGCAGGCGGGAGAGACGGUCACUCUGAAGAUCAAGAAGCAAGGAGAGCUGUCGAGCCCAAAGACCUGUGUGAUUGGUCCAGGCCUGGGGGCGGGGCUUAACCUGGAUGGCCAGGAUGGGGAGGAGGAGCCUGUCAUCACUGUGGUGCCUCCGACCAAUCAGAGAGCGUUCAGCACGCUGCCAUCAGUGGACAGCGCCGUGGACUCCUGGGACGGGUCCAACAUGGACAGCAGCUUCUCCACGACAGCUCCGCCUUUUCAGUCGUACAGCUUCCAUGAGUGGCGCGGCGUCAAGACGACCAACAGCCAAUCGUCCGCCAGGCAGAGAGCCAAUCCGCUGUCGGAUCUGGGACUGAGCGACGACGACUGGGACCGCCCGCCGCUCGGAGGUGGCUCUAAUCUGCCCAGUGGAAAAAUCACUGACAGCAGGUUCUCCGUGGGCCACGACGGAACCGAACCCGACCAGGAGGAGAACUUCUGGUCUCAGGCGCUGGAGGACUUGGAGACGUGCGGUCAGAGCGGCAUCUUACGAGAGCUGGAGGCAACCAUCAUGUCGGGCUCCACGCUCAGCCUGAACCAUGACCCCACGCCGCUGCGCAGCACGCUGGGUCGCCAGUCCAGCUUCCAGGAGCGAAACAGCUCCAAACCGCAGGUGAACCCGCGCUCCAACACCUUGCCCUCUGACCCCCAACGCAGAGCCUUUGCGAUGAAAAAGAUGAGGCAAGAAGUGAACGACAUCCUAAACCAGAACCCUGUGGAACUCCAUAAGCUCACCUUGGAGAAGACCUCAGACCUGGAGGAUUUCGGAUUCAGUGUCUCAGACGGACUGUUGGAUCGUGGCGUUUACGUAAAUAACAUCCGACCAGGUGGGCCGGCCGAACAGGGCGGCCUCCGUGCCUAUGACCGAAUACUACAGAUUAACCACGUCCGGACCAGGGACUUCGACUGCUGCCUCGUCGUUCCGCUCAUCGCAGAGUCUCCAAACCGGCUGGAACUGGUCAUCAGCCGAAACCCCUCCUCUUCCUCCAGCGCCGCCCCGCUGGCCAACCACAACGACGGCAUGGCCAACAGCAGGCACUCCCCUCAGCCAAUCAGCGCGGAGGUGGGGCCGUCAGAGAUCUCUGUGGAACAGGUGGAAGACUGCGGUCCGAUCAAGUGGAACCAACCGGGAGACGUGUUGGGGGUGGGGCAGGUCACCAACAGCUCCUUAUAGCAGACAAGAACCGGAUCAAACUGGAAUCAGCCGCUUAUGACCAGAGUGGACUGGAGAGGUCAAUGGGGAAGCCAGUAAUAUAUAAUGGAAAUCAAACUGGUUUGCUUAAACUGGUUGAAAGUGGACCUCUCGUGGUGCUACACACACCCUCUGGAUGAACGUUGGCCUUUGACCUCUUAAGUUUGACCCUUGGAACUGCUGAAGCAGCUUAAAAGCACACCACUGGACUGGAAGAAGCCUCCUCACACCAUCACCAGAACCAGUUCAAGAUACUGGGCCAACUGAUCCCACUGGAGUCACAGCUGGAGCUACAGGAAUAAGUGGUUCCUUGAGUCCAAAGCCAAAGUUACUGGUCCAACCGAAGCCACGAAUGCAGCCAACAGCAUCUGCAUGAUCGAGACCCAAUGAAACCAGAACCACAUUGGAUGGUUUUAUUCUUUUGGGUCAAUGGUUCUUGGUUCUAGGAGCUCAACUCCGGACCUAUUGUCCUGCCUGUCUGGUGAAAGAUAUGUUGGUUCUGGUCUUGGUCAGAACUGCAGCCAGUGGGCUUCACUGGUCCAAGACAUUGAUUCUGGUCUUGGUUACAAAGCCUGGACCUCUCUUGUAAGCUGGCCAAAGCCACAGGUAAUGGGCUUACUGGUCCAAUCAGUCCAGAACCACCUGCUGGUUCUUGUUGUGGACUUUGUGGCCACUGCUUCAUGGCUUCUGGUUCCAGUAUCACGGCUUCGGGCUCUAGUGGUCACAGAACCACAGCAGCACAACUACUGACUGGGUUCAAGUCCUGAAUCCAGAACCCAACAAUAGAUAGAAAGGUUGCCAAGGAGACGAGGGAUGCUCCAAUCUGAGGGUCUAAAACUGAUUUUAUUUUUUUAAGACAACCUGAAGUAAAGACAUGAUUCAGUUUUAUCUUUAAUGAUCUGAAAUCGUUGGUUGAAAGUCAGACCAUAUCACCGCUAUUUGUUUCAGAAAAUCACUCUGGGCUUCAGGUUUCAAACGUUUUGGAUGCACCUGUUCAAAAUUAUAUUUAACCUUAAUGAAAAUAACCUUUCAAACACUGCUUAACAUUCUGGUGAGCACUAAAAGCAACCCAAGCUUGACUGAGUGAGGUUUCAGGUUAAGGAAGGCAGAGUUUCUGGGUCUGGCCGGGUCGGUGUAGGGUGUAUUCCCUACAGCCCUGUUUAGUCCGGUUUAAUUAAACUCUACUUUCUUUGUCUACGAACUCCGGUUUGUUUGGGAAGGUGUGAAUGCAUAUUCAAACUCUAAAAAGAAUCUGUCAGAUUUUCUGAAAUGUACAAUUUUUAGCUGAAAUAUUUCGAUUUGGACAUUUUGAAACAUGUUUCUGAAUCGGUUGGUACUGAUUGGAGCAUCCCUACCAACCCAGACACAAAGAUGGAGAAUUUACUGUAGGAAUUUUUAGUUUUGUGCCAUAAAUGAGCUGCUGAAGGAAAGAUACAGAGUAAUUAUGAUGAUGAUGACACUGAGCAGUUCAAUAAGAAUCUUUUUCUACGGUUUACAGCUGUUGGACUGGCCACACUGUGUAUGUCUGUGUGUAUGCGGACGUGUGUGUGUGUGUGUGUGUGUGUGUGUGUGUGUGUGUGUGUGUGUGUGUGUGUGUAUGUUACAAAUGAGGCCAGUUAACUCCGUUUCCUGUCUUGGCUUUACCCUAACGUCUCUCCUUCCCUCAACCAAUCAGCAGCCAGGGCGAGAGACGACGGCACAUUGGCUGAUUGGCUGGAACCAAUCAGAAAGCAAACAGUUCCCUUCCUGUGUGUGAUUGGUUAGUGUAUGUGUUGAGGAGAGCCAAUCAGCUCCCAGAAAAGAGGCCAAGCAUGCCCCCUCUCCCCUCCCUUUUCAAGCCCCAGUAACGGUGACCUAUUAUGCUAAUCAAUAAGUGUGAUUUUGAUUGACUGUUGUCAGUUCUCUGUUCGUUUCAGUGGCAACCAAACCUAAAAAGAUGUACAGAAGAUUAAAAAGAAAAAUGGUUGACGUCGCUGUUCACAUCUAGACCAUCAAAUCCCAGUAACCUUCACCUCAUAACCACAACAACGAUGUUACACGAGAAAAAAACCUGUCGAAUCAGGAAAACUGUGACAGUAAACACAUUUUCUGUGUGUUUGAGAGCGAAUGAUGUGUAACUGUUUACGUUGGAUGUCAGCAUCUUCCUGCUCUUCUCAGUCUGAACUCACUAUUUAAACUGGCCAAUCAGAACCCUCCCUCAGCAUCAACAACCAAUAGGAAUCCUCCCUGAGGGAUUAUUGACUGGUUGACUCUGAUUCUCUAAUCUGAAUAAGCACAUUACCUGAAGAUGGUUAGCAAACAUCGAGCACAUGGCUAACACAGCACAAAGGUAGUCAGGACUAGUUAAAUCACCUAGUAGAUUGUUAGUAAUCAAACCCAGGGCAAGCACGGCCAGUCUGUAACUAGCACAGACCUUGCACAAUGCCACAAUAGGGCUAAUGUUUACUAACUGAGCAGCUGAUUAGCAUGUGGCUUGCACAUUAGGUUUUGUACGGAUGCUUCUCAAAGUCAAGGAACUUCCUGAUCUUGAAUGUGAAAUUAAAUUAGAUCUGUUUUGAUGUCAAGGCUCCAUCAGAUCAUUAAAUAUCCCAAAAAGUGGCUGGUGGGUAACCAGUGGGCUAGCAAUUGGCUGAAUCUUUCAAGGGUUGAUGAAGUAGCCAAUGAAGGUUAUGAAAUGUAACCAUAAAUACAUCCUCUGAAAAGCAAGACUGUCAAGUUCACAGCUGCUCACUUCUGGUCUUUGCAGUCAACAAAGUACCCAGUUAUCAACUGGACAGGGCGGAUUCCUUGAAGGAUGUCUUUGUAACCACUAGCAUUACGUUGUAGGAUUACCUUUUUUCUAACUUUUAAGAGAAGAGGAACGAUGAAGUCUUUAGUGUGGCUGUGAAACUUUGAUGGUAGUUCAUGUGUUUUGUUGGACUAAAUGGCCACUUAGUUAAUUUGGUCCCAAUAAAACCAGAGUGAGAAGUUAGGUCACAUCCCAGAAACAAGUUUCACUCUUUCCAGUACUAUGGUUUCUGUCAUUACCUUCCUCUGUACGGUGGCUAAGCUCUGCUUUAGAGAUAAGGUGAUUAGGAAGAACUUGGAGUAGAGAAUCUGAUUCAUGGCAAAGAAGUCACCAAAGAUGGCAUGGGAAUUUUUUAUGAUACCUCCUAGACACUCUGCUUCGGAGCUAUCCUAACCACAUUCCACCUGGAUAAGAAUAGAUUAAGUCAACAUUCAGCAAUCCUCUCGGGCCAAGAGAUAUUGUGGAAGUUGUUUAGUGCCGAUGGACCUGGUGCCUCCUCAACCUGAUCUCAUUGACAGAUAUUCAUCCAUCAGUCACUUGCGUUCUGAAAACCUAAAACCUUUCCUACUGCUGGUGAAAAUCAAUAAGGCAGGUUUUCAAGCUCCUCUGUCAUCAUUACAACCAAUUUUUGUGUUACUUUGGUGUUGAGUGCCUUUGAUGAUAUUUUUAUUUUCUCAUUUUGUGUUAAAACAACACAUGCGACUGCCCUCUCAAACCUGGACUUCUGGCAGCUCCCUCGAUAGCUGAACAUUAAAUGGCUGUGAGAAAGAGUAGCACCUCUAAGUUUGAAUCUGGUUGUAAGAAUCUGCUUGUAAGAAGGCAAAGUGUGCAUUGCUACUUUGGAGUUUGAAAUGCCUGAAGCAGAGUGAAGUACUUCACCAUUCACUUAAAGUGGACGUCCACCGCACACAUCUGUGCAAAGGAACAUUUUUACGACCGUGUAUUUGUACUCUGUGUUGCUCAGGAGGCUAAGAGUUGGCACAAACUGUUGCAAGGAUGCACAGCCUGACUGUUGUGUCCUUUGCUGCACUGAAAGGUUUGUGGUUGCUUCCAGGGUGGAGAAGGAAUUGAGAAGGCAAUCAUCAGAUUGUCUGAAAUUAAGAAAUUUGUCACAAGAAGUAUAUGCAGUUGGUAUGCUUGCCUAUAAAAUCAUGAUCAACCGCGGAGCUUGCAUAGUCUGCGUUGUUCAUAGAUUGCGCACAAUAGGUCUGAGUAUGUGGGGGCCUUAGGUUCUGCUUUCCACUGAGUGCCUUUACGCUUCUGCCAUAUUUGCUGUGCCACUCUCAACACACUUCAAUAGAUAACAGAGAGUUGAGUCCAUUGGCCAAAGGCACCUCAAAAUGUGGUGGGAAGGGCUAGAAUUAAAUUCACAACCUUUUAUCUGCAAGGUGACUACUUUAACCUCAUUUAGGAAUUAGGUAGACUUGACAGUCUCUCCUUCUCUGCACAGAGCGACGCCACUUGAGAUGGUUUCAACAUCUUUGAUGCCUUUUACUGGAGAUUUUUGCUCGUGCCCCUGGAAGGAACCAUAAAGCACAGUCUCCAUGAUUUUGUGGAGAAAUUUCAACUAACUAAUAGGAAGAAGAAAAUAAAGGAAUACAACGAUGACAAAGAUGAACAUAGCAUCCUUGGGAAAUCCCUGACUUUGGAAAGCACCCGUAGGGUCAGCCCUAAAAAUUACGUUCUAAGAGUGAGAACAAUGAUAGGACCAAAUCUUGGCCUACACCACAAAGCAGGAUCAGUCAAACCUUCCUCACUUCUUACCAUGUUGUUUUAGUUGUUUUAUUUAUACAAAGAUAAAUAAAAGUUAUGGUUGGGAGGAGAAUCCAAGUUAAAAAUGGGUCACUUUCAUCAGUUUUACUGCCUUGGACAGCUGAAAAAAUGGUUCUGCUUCCAACUUACAAUGCAUAAUUUAGCACCAUAUUUUUUUUCCUUAUAAAAUCUGUAGCUUCAGCUGUGGAUGGGAUUGUCUUGGAUUUGUGAAACCAGCUUUGUAGUUGAGGCCAAGUUAUCCUGAAUGUUCAUGUACGAUUGGGAGGUAAAACGUGGCUAGUAUCAAUAUAUGCAAGCAUGGCAAACAAACCAGGCUGCCACAUGAACAGAACAUUAGCUAAGGGCAACAUUUUAGCACUCAGUCAACACAAACUUCUUGACCAAUGAGAACACCCACAGAACUGAGGGGCGUGGCUUCAGAAGGUUUGACAGUGAGGUCCAAAGCCAUACACACUGUGCUUGCGUGUAUGUAAAUAAAAAGUGUGUACGUAUGUUAGAGUGUGCGUUUGUAUUUGUGUGUAUGUGUGUGUAAUAUUGCAGGGAUUUGCACUCUGGUGAUUAACCUCAGCAAAACAUGUGCACACAGACACACACACACAUAUAUAUACACACGUGCACUGCACUGCCAUUUAAAAUAGUGGGUCAGAUUAGAUUCCAUGUAGCUUCACCAACCAACCAAACUGUAUUUUUCUUUUUCUUUAAAGGAACAGGGAUGUUGUAAAGUAUUUUUGUACAAAUUUAAUACUUUGGUAGCAUGACGUUCCUGGUGUUUGUCCUGGUCCUGUCGGGCUCCACUGAUCUACUCCACCCCCACCCCUUUGUAUGGACUACUACUGAGCAACAAUAAAGAUGAAAACCUACUGAAA